This is a messenger RNA of Saprolegnia diclina VS20, 1242 nucleotides long. RefSeq lists its product as hypothetical. The transcript has a single exon. Gene Ontology annotation, cellular component: membrane. Gene Ontology annotation, biological process: carbohydrate metabolic process. The record is from RefSeq and is a predicted model, not a curated record. Bases 49 to 1215 code for a protein of 388 amino acids. Lineage: Eukaryota; Oomycota; Saprolegniomycetes; Saprolegniales; Saprolegniaceae.
GGUACCUGGCGCGAGUUGCGAGCGACAUCUGCUGUGAUUCCGCCGGCGAUGUUUGGCCUCGCGCUUGCAUGGCACGUCGUCGCCGUCGCGCUCGACGUCUACGACCGCGUGGGCAUCCCAUCGCCGGCGCCUUCACCCGCGACAACACCCGUCCCGAGCACGAUACCGCCACCGACGACGGUGCCACCACCGACGACACCACCGCCGACAACGUUGCCACCACGGGUCCCUGGCAACAUCAAGCUGCCGCCGUACACGCCUCUGUCGCCGGUGCCGACGGCCAUCUCGUGUCCGCGAGGGCGUCAAGUCAAGGCCGGCGAGACCGUGUACAUGACCAUGGAUGACGGGCCAUCGGUGGUCGGUCGGCAAAACCUCCUCGAGGCGCUCGACCAAACGCCGUUCAAGGUCACGUUCUUCGAGUCGGGCUACAACUUUUGCGGGCCCGAGACCAAAUAUGAGCUCACGCUGCAGUGCAAGCCCGAGGCCAAGCCCAAGAUCACCGAGCUCUCCGUCUGGACGAUCAAGAAAGGGCACGUGCUCGCGUCGCACUCGGACACGCACUUUUACGACGAGGCGUCGACGAAAUGCGAGUACGCCAAGAUGGCAGCGCUCACCAAGAUCGCUGACAAGUACGCGUCGUGUGGCAGCGACGCGACCUCGGACUUUGUACGUGGCGCGCUGCACUUUCAAGAGGCGUGGGCCAACGACACACUGUGGGACACGAAGGAAGAGCUGGCGCAGUAUGCGCGCCAACUCUCGAAUAUCUGGAGCCUCGCACGGCUGCCGUGCACGAACGUGUGGCGUGUGCCAGGUAAAAACUACAAGUGGUCGCUCUACGGCGCCGAGUCGGGCGCCGAGCAGACGCUGCGCACCGGUAUUGCCGACCAACUCGUGGGCGGCAGCCAUCUUGCGUGCAAGAACGAGACGUUCCAGGGCAAACCGUGGGCCGUCUUUGGCUGGGACAUCGAUUGGCGCUGGGACAAGGACCACAUGCGCGACCUCGACGCUGAAAAGUGCCGCAUUGUCCAAGCGGUCGAACACAAUUUUGAUGGACCCAACAAGGAUGGCGCGCGCCGGCUCGGCGUCGUCGUGCUCGCCCACGACUACCACUAUAGCACCAAGGCACUCGCAACUAUGUUUCGCGAUACGAUUGUCGAGCUCAAGCUCCGCGGGUACAAUAUCGACACGAUGGACAACUAUAAAUUUGCGGGGUAAUCAUGACGUCCCACAUUUUGAACGGAA